Molecule: messenger RNA, 3141 nt
Organism: Scaptodrosophila lebanonensis
Lineage: Eukaryota; Metazoa; Arthropoda; Insecta; Diptera; Drosophilidae
Gene: MetRS
Product: methionine--tRNA ligase, cytoplasmic
Exons: 6
Coding region: 69-2906 (945 amino acids)
Biological process (GO): methionyl-tRNA aminoacylation
Cellular component (GO): cytosol; aminoacyl-tRNA synthetase multienzyme complex
Molecular function (GO): ATP binding; methionine-tRNA ligase activity
Source: RefSeq, a predicted model, not a curated record
GCGUUUAGUUUUUAACCCGCUUUGCCACGUAAAUUGGAUAAAAAGACAUUGAAUUUGGUAGAGACAUAAUGAUUAUUUAUACAAAUGAGGGAAAUCCGCUCGGGCUUAAGUUGCUAAUGCUCGCCAAAUUCGCAAAGCAAUCGGUCCAGCUACAAGUAGUUAACCUAAAUGAUGCUAAGCAUAAAGAUUUGCUGGUGCUGCCAACACUAGAGCUGGACAAUGGUCAGCGGCUCUUCUCAUCUGUGGCUAUUGCCAAAUACCUCUUUGACGAGGAGGAUCAGCUUAGGGACGAGUGGCUAGAAUGGUCCACAACGUUGCUAGCGCCCGCAUUGGCACAUCACAUGGCAGUGGGACAUCGGGCAGACCCCAAUGCACUUCCGGUCUUAAAUGCACUUGUAAAGAAGCUGGAUGAUCGCUUGAAAUCCUCACCCUACUUGGCCGGCAACAAACUAACAGCUGCCGACAUCUCAGUGUGGUCGUUGCUGGCACCCGAUGGCACACUGAAGGGUGCACAGAACGUGGACAGCCUGCGCGAUUGGUAUGGGAAAGUGAAGGCACUGCCCGAGGUACAAGCAGCACUGGCGGAGCAGCCGCUCAAGGAUCUCUCUUUUAAUGCGCUCCAAAACGCCAAUAGAUAUGGUGGCUUAUACCACGUACCGCUUAAGCUGCCUAAUACGGCUGAUACGGGUAAGCUGCUAGCCGAGGCAGCUUCCACUCUGGCCGACACCAUCACAGAUGAGGAAAUCAAUGCAGCACGUGCUGCUUUUACCUAUACUGAGCCCAAGAAAUAUAACGAACCACGCACUGUGCUGCCCAAAGCUGGAGAGCGGAAUGUGCUCGUCACAUCGGCCUUGCCGUAUGUCAACAAUGUUCCUCAUCUGGGAAAUAUCAUUGGUUGUGUACUAUCAUCGGAUAUAUUCGCACGGUACUCUCGCUGUGCCGGUUACAACACAUUAUUUAUUAGUGGUACCGAUGAGUACGGCACAGCCACGGAGAAUAAGGCGCUAGCUGAGAAUAUGACGCCCCGGGAGAUUUGCGAUAAGUAUUUCGAACUGCAUAACGGUAUUUACCGUUGGUUCGGCAUCGGCUUCGAUUAUUUUGGACGAACAACAGCACAGGAGCAAACAGACAUUGUACAGGAAGCGUUUCAUGAUGUAUACAAGGCCGGCUUCAUUCUGAAAGAGAGCGUAGAGCAAUUGCUGUGCCAGAAGUGCGACCGCUUCUUGGCCGAUCGCUUUGUGGAAGGCACCUGUCCACAUCCUGGCUGCGGAUAUGAGGAUGCACGUGGAGAUCAAUGCGACAAGUGCGGAAAACUAGUCAAUGCUACAGAACUCAUCCGUCCUCGUUGUAAAGUGUGUAACACAGCUCCAGUGCUGCGGUCUUCUGACCAACUGUUUAUCGAUCUGCCCAAGGCAGAACCGCAACUACGAGAAUGGGUGGAUCACGCCGAGAAUGGUUGGACUAACAAUGCACGCGUUAUCACACGGGCCUGGUUGCGUGAAGGACUCAAACCGCGUUGCAUUACACGCGAUCUGAAAUGGGGUAUACCUGUACCUCAUAAAGGCUUUGAAAAUAAGGUGUUUUAUGUGUGGUUCGAUGCACCUUUCGGCUAUGUGUCUAUGACCAAGCGGUACACAAAGGACUACCAGCAAUGGUGGCAGCCCGCCAAAGGCACUGAAGUCGAGCUCUUCCAGUUCAUGGCCAAGGACAAUGUGCCUUUCCAUUCUGUGGUGUGGCCCAGCGUACUGCUGGCUAUAAACAAGGGCCACACACUGGUCGCGCACAUCAUGGCCACCGAGUAUCUAAACUAUGAGGAUGGCAAAUUUAGUAAGAGUCGCGGCAUUGGUGUCUUCGGCAACGAUGCCCAAGAUACGGGAAUUCCAGCAGACGUGUGGCGUUUCUACUUGGCUUCAGCGCGACCGGAAGGCCAAGAUUCUAGCUUCAGUUGGAAUGAUUUGGCUGCUCGCAACAACUCAGAGCUGCUAAACAAUCUGGGCAACUUUGUAAACCGCGCACUCGUCUUCUGCGAGAAGAACUUCAACAGCACCGUACCAGAGAUUGCGUUAACUCAAGACGAACUGAUAUUGCUGGCGCUGGUUAAUCGUGAGCUGCGCGGCUACAUCAACUCUCUCGAGAAAGCCAAGCUGCGCGACGGCAUACGCCAUUUGAUGUCAAUCUCUCGCCACGGCAAUGGCUACAUGCAGACGCAACAGCCGUGGUUGCUACUCAAGGGUAAUGCCGAACAGAAGGCGCGAGCGGCCACCAUUAUUGGUCUAUGCGUGAAUUUGGCAUGUCUACUGGCCAAUUUGCUAUACCCGUACAUGCCAUCUACUGCGCGCACACUCUUCGCUCAGCUAAAUGCUCAACACACGCGACUUAAUGCCGACAAACCUUUGGCCACGUUACUGCUACGCACAGGACAUAAAAUAGGCAAACCAGCGCCACUAUUCGCCAAACUGGAGCAAGCCUUUAUUGAUGAGCUCAAAGGAAAGUAUGGCGGUACGCAGACUCAAGCAAAAGAGGAAAACACCAGUUCAGCCACUUCCCAGCCGACAAAUGUGGCUGAGCUUGAGAAAGCGGUGCAGGCACAGGGCGAAAAAGUACGUCAGUUGAAGGCUAGCACAAAGGACAAAGCCGUCUGGCAGCCGGAAGUGGCUAAGCUCUUAGAUUUGAAGAAACAAUUGGAGGCUGCACAGAAGACGACAACUGCGCCUUUUCCCAGCGACAAUGCCAAACAAAAUGGCACUCGAUCUGUUCAGGAACUGGAAGCAGCUGUGCAAGCGCAGGGCAAUAAGGUCCGCCAAUUGAAGGGAAGCACUAAGGACAAGGCUGUGUGGCAACCCGAGGUUAACAUACUGCUUGACCUGAAGAAACAAUUAGAGGCUGCAAAAAAGGCUGCCAAAUAGGCAUCGAGCGCAGAAUUAUCGCUGGGAAAUGGAUUUUUCACAAUGGCUAAAUAAUUUGACUUGAAUUACCUCAUUUAUGUAUCUAGUGCGUAUGCAAUUUUAUAAACAUUGUAUGGAAACUGUUUGUGGACUCACGAUUUUUAAUUUAUUUUCUUUAAGCUAUUUUGUUCCUUUUGCAUUUACCAAACCCUAUUUAUUUGGUCUAUUACAAUAAUCCAUUAUAAGCAAAUAUAAC